Molecule: messenger RNA, 1296 nt
Organism: Amorphotheca resinae ATCC 22711
Lineage: Eukaryota; Fungi; Ascomycota; Leotiomycetes; Helotiales; Amorphothecaceae
Exons: 2
Coding region: 1-1296 (431 amino acids)
Biological process (GO): positive regulation of mitochondrial DNA replication; DNA recombination
Cellular component (GO): mitochondrial large ribosomal subunit; nucleus
Molecular function (GO): DNA strand exchange activity; structural constituent of ribosome; single-stranded DNA binding
Source: RefSeq, a predicted model, not a curated record
AUGAGCGUUCGGACGACCUCAGACCUCGCAAGGCAUGCAAUAGGCAAUGCCAACAAAGUGCGCCAUGCCUCCACGACAACUGUCUCCCGUGCUUCAAAGCCAGAACACGGCCAACAAAUUUAUGUCUUCCACCAAUUCCAGACGAAUCAAAUCGUCUACUCCUUAACCAAAUCAUUAAAGAACAAUGCCUCCCUCCGCCAAUUGCCUUUCAACGGCAAGAAAACCGUCCCUCGGGCUCUACGAAAAGACCUUUGGGCCCCCCUAGCGUUAAUCCAGUUCCCUGAGGGGGCUGGAUCGAUCGGACUCGCCGCCUUCCAGAAACUGCGGGAAUAUCGACGACUGCAUGAAUUAUCCUGGGAUGACUCCCUCCUGACGGACGACGAUGGGAAGAUCUUAACAAGAAAGGAAAGAGGGCGGAAGAUAUCCGAUCAGAAGGCCAACAGCGUUGCUGAUAUAGCUUCAGUGCUAGCGAAGAUAGGAACCCCCGAAGGAGAGAAGAUCGGGCUGAAAUUGAAAGCGGAGGGCGAAGAAGGAGUUAAGGUGCCAACGGUGGAAGUCAAAUGGAGUGACUUGAUGGAUGCACAGUUUGCAGAGACCUGGAGCGAGAACGUGAUCCAUGAUAAAUUGGAGGCUUGGAACAACAACCGGUUGCCUUCCUCCGAGAGGGCGAAGCUGGCCGAGGAGGAGCGCAUGAAGGACCCCAAGGUGCUGGCACAGCUUGAAAGGCAGAAGAAGAGAGAAGAAGAGAGAGCGAAGCAAGAGGAGGAGAAGAGGCUGCAAGAAGAGGAGAAGGAGAGGAUAAAGGCCGAGAAGCAUAAGCUCCACUUAGCGACCAAAGCCGAAAAGCAUGCGAAGUAUCUCGCCGAUCGCGGAAUCACCGAAGCAGAGUACCAGGUGGAACUGCAGGAGCUUCUGAGAGCCAAGGCCGAGAGACAAGCGGCGAAACUGGCUAAACAAGCCGCGGCUGAGGCGGAGAAGGAGCAGGCCAAGGUCGAGAGCCAACAGACCCAGACCGAGAGCGAGCAGCUCAAGGCCGAACGCGAGCAAGCCGAGAAAGAAAGACUGGAGAAAGAGAAGGCUGAAAAGCAAGCGCUCUACUUCGCAACAAAGGCUGAGAAGCAUGCGAAAUACCUUGCUGAGCGCGGCAUCACCGAAGAACAGCACCUGCAGGAAGUGCAGGAACUCUUGAAGGCCAAGGCCGAAAGGCAGAAGGCGAAGAGGAUCGCAGCCAGGCAAAGGAAGCAGCAGAUGAAGCAAAGUAAGGAGAGUGAGCAGAGUGAGCAAAGUGACAACUGA